CCGUUCAGUCACACAAUGGCUUUGAAGAAAUGGUUCUGCGUAUUGACCCUGGCGAGUCUUUUGCCUGCAGAAUCACAUGCUCAGCUUGAUGUAUGUGGCACUGCUCCCCUGAACACCAGGAUAGUUGGAGGUGAAGAUGCUCCACCUGGAAGUUGGCCCUGGCAGGUCAGUCUGCAGAGGUUUGGCCGCCAUGUUUGUGGCGGUUCCCUCAUCAACAGAGAGUGGGUGAUGUCUGCUGCUCAGUGCUUUUCCAGUACAAGUACGUUUGGAUGGCAGGUUUCUCUGGGCCGUCAGAACCUGCAGGGCACAAACCCAAAUGAAGUGUCCAGAACUGUUGCCAGAAUCAUUUUACAUCCAAACUAUGACAGCGACAGCAGCGACAACGACAUUGCUCUGCUCAGACUCUCCUCACCAGUCAUGUUCACAGACUACAUCAGACCUGUGUGUCUGGCAGCCAGUGACAGUGUGUUCAACAACGGUACUGACAGCUGGGUCACUGGCUGGGGCAGAGUCAACGAGGGAGUGUCUUUACCGUUCCCUCAAACUCUACAAGAGGUGGAGGUGCCAGUUCUGGGAAACAGACAGUGUAACUGUCUCAAUGGAGUCGGUACAGUCACAGACAACAUGAUCUGUGCUGGUGUUCUGGCAGGAGGCAAAGACUCAUGUCAGGGUGACUCAGGAGGUCCAAUGGUGAGCAAACAGGGCUCCGUGUGGGUCCAGUCUGGAAUAGUCAGUUUUGGUUUUGGCUGCGCUCGUCCCAAUCUGCCAGGAGUCUACUCCAGAGUGUCCCGCUACCAGUCCUGGAUCAACUCCUUCAUCAGCUCUGAUAAGCCAGGCUUUGUCCAGUUCAGCUCCAGUGGGCCGGAUGCUGACAGCAGCUACACCUGUCCUGGUCUCCCACCUCCUCUCAUUACUACUACUACUACUACUGCAGGACCAGCUACACCCACAGAUUCACCAUCCACUGUAUCAAGUGCUGAAUUGUGUGGCAUCACUCCCCUGAACACCAGGAUAGUUGGAGGUGAAGAUGCUCCACCUGGAAGUUGGCCCUGGCAGGUCAGUCUGCAGAGGUUUGGCGGCCAUGUUUGUGGCGGUUCCCUCAUCAACAGAGAGUGGGUGAUGUCUGCUGCUCACUGCUUCUCCAGUACAAGUACGUCUGGAUGGCAGGUUUCUCUGGGCCGUCAGAACCUGCAGGGCACAAACCCAAAUGAAGUGUCCAGAACUGUUGCCAGAAUCAUUUUACAUCCAAACUAUGACAGCGACAGCAGCGACAACGACAUUGCUCUGCUCAGACUCUCCUCACCAGUCAUGUUCACAGACUACAUCAGACCUGUGUGUCUGGCAGCCAGUGACAGUGUGUUCAACAACGGUACUGACAGCUGGGUCACUGGCUGGGGCAGAGUCAACGAGGGAGUGUCUUUACCGUUCCCUCAAACUCUACAAGAGGUGGAGGUGCCAGUUCUGGGAAACAGACAGUGUAACUGUCUCAAUGGAGUCGGUACAGUCACAGACAACAUGAUCUGUGCUGGUGUUCUGGCAGGAGGCAAAGACUCAUGUCAGGGUGACUCAGGAGGUCCAAUGGUGAGCAAACAGGGCUCCGUGUGGGUCCAGUCUGGAAUAGUCAGUUUUGGUUUUGGCUGCGCUCGUCCCAAUCUGCCAGGAGUCUACUCCAGAGUGUCCCGCUACCAGUCCUGGAUCAACUCCUUCAUCAGCUCUGAUAAGCCAGGCUUUGUCCAGUUCAGCUCCAGUGGGCCGGAUGCUGACAGCAGCUACACCUGUCCUGGUCUCCCACCUCCUCUCAUUACUACUACUACUACUACUGCAGGACCAGCUACACCCACAGAUUCACCAUCCACUGUAUCAAGUGCUGAAUUGUGUGGCAUCACUCCCCUGAACACCAGGAUAGUUGGAGGUGAAGAUGCUCCACCUGGAAGUUGGCCCUGGCAGGUCAGUCUGCAGAGGUUUGGCGGCCAUGUUUGUGGCGGUUCCCUCAUCAACAGAGAGUGGGUGAUGUCUGCUGCUCACUGCUUCUCCAGUACAAGUACGUCUGGAUGGCAGGUUUCUCUGGGCCGUCAGAACCUGCAGGGCACAAACCCAAAUGAAGUGUCCAGAACUGUUGCCAGAAUCAUUUUACAUCCAAACUAUGACAGCGACAGCAGCGACAACGACAUUGCUCUGCUCAGACUCUCCUCACCAGUCAUGUUCACAGACUACAUCAGACCUGUGUGUCUGGCAGCCAGUGACAGUGUGUUCAACAACGGUACUGACAGCUGGGUCACUGGCUGGGGCAGAGUCAACGAGGGAGUGUCUUUACCGUUCCCUCAAACUCUACAAGAGGUGGAGGUGCCAGUUCUGGGAAACAGACAGUGUAACUGUCUCAAUGGAGUCGGUACAGUCACAGACAACAUGAUCUGUGCUGGUGUUCUGGCAGGAGGCAAAGACUCAUGUCAGGGUGACUCAGGAGGUCCAAUGGUGAGCAAACAGGGCUCCGUGUGGGUCCAGUCUGGAAUAGUCAGUUUUGGUUUUGGCUGCGCUCGUCCCAAUCUGCCAGGAGUCUACUCCAGAGUGUCCCGCUACCAGUCCUGGAUCAACUCCUUCAUCAGCUCUGAUAAGCCAGGCUUUGUCCAGUUCAGCUCCAGUGGGCCGGAUGCUGACAGCAGCUACACCUGUCCUGGUCUCCCACCUCCUCUCAUUACUACUACUACUACUACUGCAGGACCAGCUACACCCACAGAUUCACCAUCCACUGUAUCAAGUGCUGAAUUGUGUGGCAUCACUCCCCUGAACACCAGGAUAGUUGGAGGUGAAGAUGCUCCACCUGGAAGUUGGCCCUGGCAGGUCAGUCUGCAGAGGUUUGGCGGCCAUGUUUGUGGCGGUUCCCUCAUCAACAGAGAGUGGGUGAUGUCUGCUGCUCACUGCUUCUCCAGUACAAGUACGUCUGGAUGGCAGGUUUCUCUGGGCCGUCAGAACCUGCAGGGCACAAACCCAAAUGAAGUGUCCAGAACUGUUGCCAGAAUCAUUUUACAUCCAAACUAUGACAGCGACAGCAGCGACAACGACAUUGCUCUGCUCAGACUCUCCUCACCAGUCAUGUUCACAGACUACAUCAGACCUGUGUGUCUGGCAGCCAGUGACAGUGUGUUCAACAACGGUACUGACAGCUGGGUCACUGGCUGGGGCAGAGUCAACGAGGGAGUGUCUUUACCGUUCCCUCAAACUCUACAAGAGGUGGAGGUGCCAGUUCUGGGAAACAGACAGUGUAACUGUCUCAAUGGAGUCGGUACAGUCACAGACAACAUGAUCUGUGCUGGUGUUCUGGCAGGAGGCAAAGACUCAUGUCAGGGUGACUCAGGAGGUCCAAUGGUGAGCAAACAGGGCUCCGUGUGGGUCCAGUCUGGAAUAGUCAGUUUUGGUUUUGGCUGCGCUCGUCCCAAUCUGCCAGGAGUCUACUCCAGAGUGUCCCGCUACCAGUCCUGGAUCAACUCCUUCAUCAGCUCUGAUAAGCCAGGCUUUGUCCAGUUCAGCUCCAGUGGGCCGGAUGCUGACAGCAGCUACACCUGUCCUGGUCUCCCACCUCCUCUCAUUACUACUACUACUACUACUGCAGGACCAGCUACACCCACAGAUUCACCAUCCACUGUAUCAAGUGCUGAAUUGUGUGGCAUCACUCCCCUGAACACCAGGAUAGUUGGAGGUGAAGAUGCUCCACCUGGAAGUUGGCCCUGGCAGGUCAGUCUGCAGAGGUUUGGCGGCCAUGUUUGUGGCGGUUCCCUCAUCAACAGAGAGUGGGUGAUGUCUGCUGCUCACUGCUUCUCCAGUACAAGUACGUCUGGAUGGCAGGUUUCUCUGGGCCGUCAGAACCUGCAGGGCACAAACCCAAAUGAAGUGUCCAGAACUGUUGCCAGAAUCAUUUUACAUCCAAACUAUGACAGCGACAGCAGCGACAACGACAUUGCUCUGCUCAGACUCUCCUCACCAGUCAUGUUCACAGACUACAUCAGACCUGUGUGUCUGGCAGCCAGUGACAGUGUGUUCAACAACGGUACUGACAGCUGGGUCACUGGCUGGGGCAGAGUCAACGAGGGAGUGUCUUUACCGUUCCCUCAAACUCUACAAGAGGUGGAGGUGCCAGUUCUGGGAAACAGACAGUGUAACUGUCUCAAUGGAGUCGGUACAGUCACAGACAACAUGAUCUGUGCUGGUGUUCUGGCAGGAGGCAAAGACUCAUGUCAGGGUGACUCAGGAGGUCCAAUGGUGAGCAAACAGGGCUCCGUGUGGGUCCAGUCUGGAAUAGUCAGUUUUGGUUUUGGCUGCGCUCGUCCCAAUCUGCCAGGAGUCUACUCCAGAGUGUCCCGCUACCAGUCCUGGAUCAACUCCUUCAUCAGCUCUGAUAAGCCAGGCUUUGUCCAGUUCAGCUCCAGUGGGCCGGAUGCUGACAGCAGCUACACCUGUCCUGGUCUCCCACCUCCUCUCAUUACUACUACUACUACUACUGCAGGACCAGCUACACCCACAGAUUCACCAUCCACUGUAUCAAGUGCUGAAUUGUGUGGCAUCACUCCCCUGAACACCAGGAUAGUUGGAGGUGAAGAUGCUCCACCUGGAAGUUGGCCCUGGCAGGUCAGUCUGCAGAGGUUUGGCGGCCAUGUUUGUGGCGGUUCCCUCAUCAACAGAGAGUGGGUGAUGUCUGCUGCUCACUGCUUCUCCAGUACAAGUACGUCUGGAUGGCAGGUUUCUCUGGGCCGUCAGAACCUGCAGGGCACAAACCCAAAUGAAGUGUCCAGAACUGUUGCCAGAAUCAUUUUACAUCCAAACUAUGACAGCGACAGCAGCGACAACGACAUUGCUCUGCUCAGACUCUCCUCACCAGUCAUGUUCACAGACUACAUCAGACCUGUGUGUCUGGCAGCCAGUGACAGUGUGUUCAACAACGGUACUGACAGCUGGGUCACUGGCUGGGGCAGAGUCAACGAGGGAGUGUCUUUACCGUUCCCUCAAACUCUACAAGAGGUGGAGGUGCCAGUUCUGGGAAACAGACAGUGUAACUGUCUCAAUGGAGUCGGUACAGUCACAGACAACAUGAUCUGUGCUGGUGUUCUGGCAGGAGGCAAAGACUCAUGUCAGGGUGACUCAGGAGGUCCAAUGGUGAGCAAACAGGGCUCCGUGUGGGUCCAGUCAGGAAUAGUCAGUUUUGGUUUUGGCUGCGCUCGUCCCAAUCUGCCAGGAGUCUACUCCAGAGUGUCCCGCUACCAGUCCUGGAUCAACUCCUUCAUCAGCUCUGAUAAGCCAGGCUUUGUCCAGUUCAGCUCCAGUGGGCCGGAUGCUGACAGCAGCUACACCUGUCCUGGUCUCCCACCUCCCCCAGCAACUUCACCAACAACGAGGCCAACUAUUACCACCCAAAGUGUAGCCAGUCCUGCAAGGUCAGUGUGUGGCAAAGCUCCCAUGAACAGUCGUUCUACUGGUGACAGUAGUGUAGUGCCAGGAGGAAUGUGGCCCUGGAUGGUGAGUCUCCACAGAAAUGGGGUCUACACUUGUGGAGGAACCCUCAUCGCUGAUAAAUUUGUCCUCACCAGUGGCCAGUGCUUCUCUACCCUCAAUCCAAAUGUCCGGGAGUGGAGCGUGUUUCUCGGCCACAGACGCGUAAACGAUUUUGAGGAAUUUGAGAUGUCUCUGGAUGUCGUCAACAUUACAUUGAGCAAAAUGCCGGGCUCCAAUAUUGCUCUGCUGCAGCUGGAUAAACCAGUCAGCUACAGUGAUUAUAUCCAGCCUGCGUGUGUGGACAUUAGCAAUGACAGAUCCUUCCCCAUUGGUAGCCCAUGCUGGGUGGCAGGCUGGGGGAAGGGGAGUAAGAGCAGAGGUACCGAUAAAGAUGGCUCAGGUCUUCGAGACCUUGAAACUCAAGUGGCAAGUUGUGGGAACUUUUCUGAUUCGGAGAACAUUUGCACUUAUACCAUGGACCUUCAGCAGGGGGAUACGGGCAGCCCUCUACUGUGCAAGUCGGACUCAUCUUGGUUCCAGGUGGCCGUUGUAACAAUGAGCGGAAGUAAAUCAGUCCGUGCAGACAUUCAGGUCUUUGCAAAGACUUCAAGAUUUGGGUCGUUCUUGAAGGAGACAGUUGGUGACAUGCCCUCUCCUGCAGCAGCUGCAACAGGAAAUGCACCAGGUUUCACAAUUUCCUUAUUCUUUGCUUUCACUGUCCCCAUUUCUUCCAUGUUCCUGUUGUUGUGAUGUUAGGUCUGUGGUUGGGGAUGGCUGAAGUAGUUCAUUAUUGCACUCAAAAGU
This is a messenger RNA of Seriola dumerili (greater amberjack), 6285 nucleotides long. RefSeq lists its product as uncharacterized. The transcript has 30 exons. The record is from RefSeq and is a predicted model, not a curated record. Lineage: Eukaryota; Metazoa; Chordata; Actinopteri; Carangiformes; Carangidae. The coding region runs from base 16 to 6231 and encodes 2071 amino acids. Gene Ontology annotation, molecular function: serine-type endopeptidase activity. Gene Ontology annotation, biological process: proteolysis.